This is a messenger RNA of Cylindrotheca closterium, 972 nucleotides long. NCBI's taxonomy places the organism in Eukaryota, Bacillariophyta, Bacillariophyceae, Bacillariales, Bacillariaceae. The record is from the annotation of a GenBank genome assembly.
AUGAAGCUGAUCCAAGGAAUAUCUCUUGUUGUCGUUACAAGCACCAUGAUUUUGUCAGUGGAUGCCUUUCUUUCAACCUUCCAUGAUCCAUCAACCACCACAAAUCUCUUGGCUUCUUCUACGACCAGCACUCCUGAAAGCACAACAACUACUACUACUACUACUAAUACUACUACUAAUACCACUACUAAUACUAUCCAGCACGUGGUGGAUGGCGUCGUCUGCCGCGAAAUGCCCCUGGAGGUUCCCAUCAUUGGAACUGUGACAGUCUUGGAAGCUACCGCCCAAUCCCAAGAAGAUUUGGUGGACAUGGCACUGGCACUCCCAGAAGAAAGCGAGUCGGGACUGUUGGAGGCGGGAGAUCCGUAUGGGGCCGUUUUGUGGCCUGCCGCUUGGGCCGUGGCACGGUACAUUUUGAGCGAACCAAAGCUAACGUUGGAAAACGUUAACAUAUUGGAAUUGGGAACGGGUACGGGCUUGGUAUCGAUUGCACUGGCAUUGGGAGGAGCCAAGCACGUCUUGGCGACCGACUACGAACCACUGGCGUUGAAAUUGACCACGUACGCGGCCGAAACCUUUCAUCCCACCAUUAAAGAAGUAUUGGGAACCAAAUUGUUGGACAUGUGCGACUACGACGAUAAAUUGCCUCAAGUCGACUUGGUGGUGGCAGCCGAUAUCAUGUACGAACCAAAAACAGGAAUUGCCAUGGCACACCGGGCUGUGGAAGCUUUGAAACAAGGAAGUCGAGUAAUUGUGGGUGACAGUCCUGGAAGACCGGGACGUCCAGCAUUUCUGAAAGCAUUACAGGAGCUAGGAGUAGAAGGAGUCGAGUUUGUGGAUACAAUUGGGAGAACUUGUACUGGUCCACGCCAUGACUUGAUUUGUGGCAAGGGGUCCACCUCAGUAUCGGAAACCCCCAAAGACUUGGCUGUUGCCAUUAUGGAUUUGAAUCCAGAACACUUGAAGAAGUGA